Messenger RNA from Priceomyces carsonii, 873 nucleotides. RefSeq lists its product as uncharacterized. The record is from RefSeq and is a predicted model, not a curated record. The transcript has a single exon. The coding region runs from base 1 to 873 and encodes 290 amino acids. NCBI's taxonomy places the organism in Eukaryota, Fungi, Ascomycota, Pichiomycetes, Serinales, Debaryomycetaceae.
AUGAUAAGACGUAAUUUUAAACAGUUGAGGUCGAUAAGAUGCUAUGCCACAUCAGCAGAAUCAUUUGAUCCUCAUGAAAAGUUCAACUUGCCUCCUUGGCCGACUUCAAAACGGCCCAGUCCGUUUGAGAUCUUUGACAUCAAAGAUGAGCAAAAGAACUUAUCUGUCACUGACUUUAAUAACCUUUUAAAGAAUAAUUACUCCAAAUUCAUAAAAAUAUAUCAUCCUGAUAUCUCCAAGCAUUUGACCAUAUACGAUAACAAGCACAAGGUUCUCACCAGUGACAUGAAAAGAGAUAGAUUCGAUCAAAUUCGAAAUGCGUAUGAGAUCCUUAAAAACCCCAAGAGAAGAUUAGCAUAUAAACGUUAUGAAAGUACAACAUGGGAUAGCUACAAGCCUGGUGCUAGUAGCUUUGAAGCAUACAGAAUGGCAAACUCACAUAGAAGUAGUCACAAUUUUCUGAAGGAUGAAGAGUUUUGGACAGCGGGAACUUGGGAAGACUACUAUCGAAUGAAGUACAAAAGACCUCCUCCAACAAAAGAAGAAUUUGAAAAGAACAAGUACAGGAUUCUAGCCGGCGUACUAGUCGUUGCUGGCUUAUCAUUUGCAAUUCAAAUGAUGCUAGUAAUAGAGAGAUCUAAUGAAUAUGUUAGACAAACCAAUUUGCAUAACUUGAAGUCAAUGCAAGAUUUGCAGCAGACAUACGAUAACUACGGUGAAGGUACUUCAAGAUUUGAAAGACUAAAGAGAUUUUUGACUUUUAGAAGGUCUUAUUUUAUGGAUAAAGGCGACGAAAAAAUGGAACAGCUCAAGAAAGAAGAUCAAGCGAUGUUAACUAAGUACGCUCAAGAUCAGCUUAAAAAAUUUAACUGA